AUGAGUUUGGAUACAAUUGUUUAUUUGUUACACCAGUAUUGGGUCGAUACUACUGAUGAACAUAUUAAGGACUAUGAAUUUUUUGGUGCUGGACCUGCACUAUUGAUAUUAAUUAUGUUAUCAUGGCUUAUAUUUGUCACUAAACUGGGCCCAUUUGUCAUGAAUAAUCGAAACCCAUUAGUUAUGCGAGAAAUAAUAAUUGGAUAUAACUUUGUAUUAGUUGUGAUCAACAUUUACUUCAUAUACGCUUCACUCAAAAGGUUAGAGUUUGGCCGCAAGUCAUGGAACCCAAGACUACCCCCGAGUAACCAAUGGUCUCAGAAAGACAUCGCAUUGUUACCCUUAAAAUGUUUUUACUUUUACACAAAAUUAUUUGAUUUAUUGGACACAAUAUACUUUGUGUUGAGAAAAAAGUCAAAUCAGAUCUCAUUUCUUCACGUCUAUUACCAUUUUAUGGUUCCUGUGAUGGGUUGGCUGGCGGUUAAACAAUGUUCGCAAUCAGUUAUUGUUGAAGUAUUUUGUUUACUCAAUUCCAUUGUCCAUACGGUUAUGUAUUUGUAUUACUUAUUGUCGGCAUUUGGACCCCAAAUACAGCCCUAUUUAUGGUGGAAGCGAUAUAUAACACGAUUGCAGAUAUUACAAUUUAUAAUACUUUUAGUGUAUGCAUCUUGGUGUAUUACCUGUGGUGAUAUGUCCCGUUAUCCACAUGGUGUCAAAUGGUUGGUCACUAUUCAGCCCAUUGUUUUUAUAUACAUGUUCACCAAUUUCUAUAAAAAUUCAUAUGAAAGUAAAAUUAAAACCAAUUAA
This is a messenger RNA of Oppiella nova, 807 nucleotides long. The record is from the annotation of a GenBank genome assembly. NCBI's taxonomy places the organism in Eukaryota, Metazoa, Arthropoda, Arachnida, Sarcoptiformes, Oppiidae.